AUGAGACACAUUUUCACCUGCCUUUGGCCGCUCCUCAUCGCCAUGGGCGCCUUCAUAACCUUCACGCCUCCUCCAGUCGUUGCGAUGCCGCCUGAUGUUGUUGCAAGCACUACUUCCGAAAAGCCCGUCCUUGUAAAUGAAGCCCUCGACAUCGACUUCUGGGAACGCGCGGCACAGCUCGGCAACCUUGCACGAAAAUACGCCGAAUCGCGCAUAAGUGAAGUUCAAUCUACGUAUCCUCAUUAUAUCGAAGAGGUGGGGACCAUCAAGGAUGGCAUUUCGCAAAUGGUCUCUUGUGCAACUGGAUUCAAAGCCCUCAUAAAGCAAACAAGCCUACACACGGCGAGGGAUACCAGCAACAGCGAGACAGUGUCUGACGAUAUCUCCAGUGAAGCCCUCGUGGAUGACAUCGUUGACAAAGUAGACAAGAUCCUCGCGGAGCUUCUCGAGGAGCUUUCAGCGGCGUUCCCACCUCCAGAUCAUGCGACACACCACGCCGAAAGAGAAAUCCAGGUCAGCAAGAUUCUAGGGGACAUCACCGAGCAGCAUCCAGACCUGGUGGAGAUCCUCCUGAUCACUGCGGUAUUUAUGAUCAUUCCAGAGGGGUGGAUUCUGCGCCCUGUUGCUCGGCUGUUCGGUAUUGGCCCUUAUGGGCCGGUGAAAGGCUCGACCGCUGCAUGGGCCCAGCGGACGUUCUACGGAGCGGAAGUGAAGGCCGGAAGUUGUGGCUCGGAAGACUGGGAUGUUUAUUCUGGAAAUGUAGCUGAAGGGCCGGAGCCUUCAUCAAUGAUUGAGCCUCUCUGUGCAUCUCGUGUUGAAUCACGCAAUACGUCGCUGAAGUCCUAG
Postia placenta MAD-698-R-SB12 is the source of this 846-nucleotide messenger RNA. RefSeq lists its product as hypothetical. Lineage: Eukaryota; Fungi; Basidiomycota; Agaricomycetes; Polyporales; Adustoporiaceae. The transcript is spliced from 5 exons. The record is from RefSeq and is a predicted model, not a curated record. Bases 1 to 846 code for a protein of 281 amino acids.